CACUUUAGUGUGUGGCGCAACCACACUGUCGGUGUCUGCUUGAGAGAGCUCAGAGUUGAGACUGGGGUGGGGGAAAGGGUUUAGUCAUUUUUCUGCAAUCGCCGGCCGCUCACAUGAGGAAAGACGCCUCACCGGCUACCGUCCCCGGCAACUCCGUCGGCAAAUUAUUCCUAUGUUUCGAAACUAAGCCCCUGGUUGCCACAUUACUGGCCCUCACCCUUGUCAUGGUCAUCUGGAAUCUCCAGCCCUACUACGAAAACCUCAUCUCCACCACCAGCCGCUGUUCCGCCACCGCCGCCGCCGCCACCGCCACCUCCACCACCAUCGCCACCGGUAAUGCAUCCAUCCUCCCGUAUACACCGCCCUCAUCCUCCUCCGUCUCUGAAAAAAAGGUCUCCACUCCAAAGGCCAGCUCCAACGCAGACCCUAACAAGCGCCUCUUCUACGCCUACGGCAACGCGGCCUCUCUCUUCGUGUUAAUGGGAGCUUACCGCGGCGGUCCUCGGACAUUCGCUGUUGUGGGUCUGGCUUCCAAGCCUCUUCACGUCUACGGCCGUCCUUGGUACAAAUGCGAGUGGAUCUCUAGCAAUGGUUCAGCUUCCUUGAGGGCCAAAGCCUACAAAAUGCUUCCCGAUUGGGGCUACGGUCGGGUGUACACGGUGGUUGUGGUGAACUGCACAUUCGCUGAAAACCCAAACGAGGACAACGCUGGUGGGAAGCUUGUCCUCCGUGCCUACUAUGGCGAGUCGCCGAGGAAAUUCGAGAAGUUCACGGUCUUGGAGGAACAACCAGGGUCCUACAAUGAGUCCAAUUACCGCCCGCCGUAUCAAUAUGAGUAUCUGUACUGCGGGUCAUCUUUGUACGGAAGCCUGAGCGCGGCGAGGAUACGGGAGUGGAUGGCGUAUCAUGCGUGGUUCUUCGGACCCAAAUCACAUUUUGUGUUUCACGAUGCGGGUGGGGUGUCGCCGGCGGUGAGGGCAGCGCUGGAGCCCUGGGUGCGAGCUGGGUGGGCUACGAUUCAAGAUAUCAGAGGCCAGGCGGAGUUCGACGGCUAUUACUACAACCAAUUUUUGGUGGUGAACGACUGUCUCCAUCGUUACCGACACGCUGCCAACUGGACAUUCUACUUCGACGUGGAUGAGUAUAUAUACUUGCCUGACGGCAGGACUCUGGAGUCCGUUAUGGAGGAAUUCUCCGAUUAUACCCAGUUCACCAUUGAGCAGAAUCCAAUGUCCAGUGUGCUUUGCUUGAACGACUCCUCCCGCAACUAUUCAAGGGAAUGGGGAUUCGAGAAGCUGCUGUUCAGAGAUUCACGAACCAGAAUCCGGCGAGAUAGAAAGUACGCAAUACAGGCGAAGAACGCAUACUCCACGGGAGUACACAUGUCUGAGAAUGUAAUUGGGAAGACACUACACAAGACCGAAACCAAGAUCCGAUACUAUCACUACCACAAUUCCAUAUCAGUACAGGGUGAGCCUUGCCGUGAAUUCCUCCCUAUCUCCGCCAAGAACAAUGUCACCUGGUUCGAUAAGCUCCCUUACGUUUAUGACGACAACAUGACGAAGCUGGCCAACACCAUCAAACAAUUCGAGCGCAAUACCAUCGGAUCCAUACAUGUGUUUCAAUACCUCACCGACAUGGGCAUCCAGGCAGAGGAGGUGAACACUGGGCAUUGGUAGUUGACUAGCGGCUUUGUGUCUUGUUGCUAAAAGGUUACUCCUUCCCUCUGCCACCGCUGCCAUCCUCUGGCCCACGCCACUUUCACUCAUGCACAGCCUACUCAAACCACAAAAAGAGUGGGGAAGGGCCAAGGGGAGGGGAGGGGGAGGGGAGAGGAAGAGAUUGAGAAAAAGGGUCCAAAAACCAACUUUGAUUUAUCUGUAAAGGUGAGAGUGCUUUAUUUUAUUUGUUGUAUUCCUUUGUAUUUUCUUAUAAAAAAAAUGUUUCAUUUUGUAUAAAAAAAAAAAAAAUCCGUCACUAUUUUCAACUUGUUCA
This is a messenger RNA of Vitis vinifera (wine grape), 1995 nucleotides long. RefSeq names its product galactan beta-1,4-galactosyltransferase GALS1. Bases 114 to 1679 code for a protein of 521 amino acids. NCBI's taxonomy places the organism in Eukaryota, Viridiplantae, Streptophyta, Magnoliopsida, Vitales, Vitaceae. The record is from RefSeq and is a predicted model, not a curated record. The transcript has 3 exons.